AUGCAAGCCCGCGUGGUCGAGUCCACCAAGCAGAAGCUUGGAGGCCGGGUGGUGUAUGCACUCCAAUACUCCAAGGAUGACCCGUUGACCUAUCUCGGGGACACCGGGGCCGAGUCACAACGAGAGGUGUUGGUGGUCGUCAAGACGCCCAGGUUCUGGAGUCGACUGUUAGCGGGUGCUGACUUGGGCUUCGCCGAGUCGUAUAUGCUCCAGGACAUCGACUGCGAGGAGGACCAACUGCUCAAGCUCUUUCAGGUGAGAGCCUCCCUUUACCGAGUAGUUCUCACCGACAAAAACAUUAACCAGGAAUUGAACAAGAUCAGCUGCUCUCCCAGCACCGCGGAGGCUUCCGCGCAGAUCAACAUAUCUGCGCACUACGACACCUCGAACGUGCUCUUCGCCAACAUCCUCUCCCCGGACAUGAACUACUCCUGCGCGCACUGGUCCGCCGAACCCACCGAGACGCUCGAGACGGCGCAGCGCCGCAAGGUGCAGACCCUGCUGCGCAAGGCCCGAAUCUCGGCCGGCCACCACAUCCUCGACAUCGGCUGCGGCUGGGGAGACCUUAGCAUCCAGGCCGCGCUGACCCAUCCCGAAUGCCGCGUCACGGGGAUCACACUGUCGAGGGAGCAAAAAAGCUGGGCGGAGGCGCGAAUCCAGGCGGUGGGGCUGCAGGAUCGCGUGGAGAUUCUGUUCUGCGACUACCGCCAAGUGAGCCCGCCGGAGGAUGGCGGGUAUUACGACCGCAUUAUCUCCGUGGGCAUGUUCGAGCACGUCGGCCGGGAGUAUUUGCCGGAAUACUUUACGACAAUUUCGCGGCUGUUGGACCCCAAGCAUGGCAUCCUGGUGUUGGACGGGAUCACAGCCAUCAAUCGAAUCCACGGCCUCCAGGCGCGAUCAGACCUCUUCAUGCUCAAGUAUAUCUUUCCCGGCGGCUAUCUUCCGACUAUCGGCAUGCUGCUCGAUCACAUCCACGAAGGCUCCGGCAAGAGUCUGGAGGUGACGUCGGCCGAAAGCUCAGGAUCGCACUAUGGCAAGUCGUUGCAGGUGUGGCGCGAGAAUUUCACGCGCAAUUGGGAGGCGAUCCGGGAGGACUACGAGAAAGAGAAUCCUUCUUGUACGGCAUUCGAGGUUGAGACCUUCCGACGGAAGUGGCUGUACUAUUUUGUCGUGGCGGAGACCAGCUUUCGGUUGCAGCUGCUGAACAAUUUCACUAUCACGGCGGCGCGGACUCCGGGUUCGGCUUUGAGCUAUGAGUCGCUUCCGUAUGUGUGA
Molecule: messenger RNA, 1275 nt
Organism: Aspergillus aculeatus ATCC 16872
Lineage: Eukaryota; Fungi; Ascomycota; Eurotiomycetes; Eurotiales; Aspergillaceae
Exons: 5
Coding region: 1-1275 (424 amino acids)
Biological process (GO): lipid biosynthetic process
Source: RefSeq, a predicted model, not a curated record